Mus pahari (shrew mouse) is the source of this 722-nucleotide messenger RNA. RefSeq names its product acrosomal protein SP-10-like. The transcript has 3 exons. The record is from RefSeq and is a predicted model, not a curated record. NCBI's taxonomy places the organism in Eukaryota, Metazoa, Chordata, Mammalia, Rodentia, Muridae. Bases 91 to 411 code for a protein of 106 amino acids.
UCUCUAGAGGCCAGUCUUUUCUCAGAGUCAUCUCUGAUCAUCAACUGUCUGGUACUAAUACAGCCUGCUAGAAGAAUCUACUCAGGAGAAAUGGAAAACCUACUGAGGCUGUGUCUCUUUCUUCUCUGCUUUGAAACAGCAUUCCCUCUACAGUGUGUGCAGUGUCAGUCUUACAAAAAUGGGAAAUGUGCCACAAAUAAGGAGACAUGCACUACAAAACCUGGUGAAGUGUGUAUGAUCCGCAGAACCUGGUAUUCAGGUGAAAUUGAUAAUCUGCAAGAUGCUGAGACUAAGUGCACGAAUUCUUGUAAAUUUAAAGAAAAAACUUCUGGAUAUCUAACAACACAUACAUACUGCUGUAGUCAUGAAGAUUUCUGCAAUGACAUUAAUUUACCAAUCGCGAUGACUUAGCAUAAGCUAGUUCCAGUUGACCUGAUCAGCCCUUUCCUUUUCAUCCUCCAUUUUCUUUCAUUGAGUUUUAUUUUUAAUCUGGACUAUAGUUUUUUCUGAUAAUCAGUAUUGUACAAGUCACAGAACCUGGGGACAUACAGAAAUUUCUUGUUCUUCUGAAUGUAUGUUUGAUCAUAUAGUCUAAUUCGUGUGCUUGGUAUCCCUAGCCUUAUUACCAUGAGUAUAGCUGAAUCUUGGUUUCCAUUAAUGCAUUUAUCACUUCAGUGUGGGUGGCUAAAAUAAAUGAAUGGAUUAAAAAAUGUAAACUGUCA